Messenger RNA from Aethina tumida (small hive beetle), 340 nucleotides. RefSeq names its product 2-oxoadipate dehydrogenase complex component E1-like. Gene Ontology annotation, molecular function: thiamine pyrophosphate binding; oxoglutarate dehydrogenase (succinyl-transferring) activity. Gene Ontology annotation, biological process: tricarboxylic acid cycle. The transcript is spliced from 3 exons. NCBI's taxonomy places the organism in Eukaryota, Metazoa, Arthropoda, Insecta, Coleoptera, Nitidulidae. The coding region runs from base 38 to 298 and encodes 86 amino acids. The record is from RefSeq and is a predicted model, not a curated record.
AAGACGCUUCUCCUCGUGCACCUCAUUAUUUGCUGAUAUGGCUCCAGGGACCACUUUUAAACCAGUAAUAGGCGAGAAGCAAUUCGAAACAUCAGUCAUCACAAAAAUCCUCCUAACCGCCGGAAAGCAUUAUUAUUCCCUUGCAGAAAAACGAAAAGCCAUGGGAAUAAAGGACACCGCGAUCUUGAGGGUGGAAUCUUUUUGCCCGUUGUCAACAUUGGAACUUCGUCACGAGCUUUCCAAAUAUUCGAACGUCAACAAUGAGCAUAAUCUGGUGUCAAGAAGAGCCAAAAAAUAGGGGAGCGUGGACGUUCAUCAAACCCAGAUUUGAAAAUAUGAC